GACAAUUUAUGAAGGAUAGCAUAAAAUUCACAAGUCGAGACAGUAGACAUGAAGGCCUAUGGAGGGAAGAGACUAUGAAGUAUUUCUUGCCAUUCAUGAAGAGCCUCUCCUGCAAUCCGAUUUACAUGCUUCUCAUCCUUACGAGUGUGCUCCAGAUAAAUGCAUUUAUUAAUAUGUUUACCUUCUUGCCCAAAUACCUGGAACAGCAAUAUGGGAAAUCCACUGCAGAGGUGGUCCUUCUCAUGGGUAUUUAUAACUUACCUCCAAUAUGCAUUGGAUAUUUACUUAUUGGCUUUAUUAUGAAGAAGUUCAAGAUUACUGUCAAGAAAGCUGCGUACAUGGCGUUCUGCCUCUCCCUGUUUGAGUACCUUCUGUAUUUCUUGCACUUUAUGAUAACCUGCGAUAACUUCCCAGUUGCCGGCUUAACUGCCUCUUAUGAAGGAGUUCACCACUCUCUGUAUGUGGAGAACAAGGUCCUUGCUGACUGCAACAGAGGGUGUAGCUGCUCAACGAACUCCUGGGAUCCAGUGUGUGGAGACAAUGGCCUAGCAUACAUGUCCGCCUGCCUCGCAGGCUGUGAGAAGUCUGUUGGAACAGGAACCAACAUGGUGUUUCAAAAUUGCAGCUGCAUCCGGUCAUCAGGAAAUUCAUCUGCAGUCCUGGGGUUAUGUAAAAAAGGCCCUGAGUGUGCUAACAAGCUACAGUACUUUCUAAUCAUGUCAGUAAUUGGCAGUUUCAUCUACUCGAUCACAGCCAUACCUGGGUAUAUGGUUCUUCUGAGGUGUAUCAAGCCUGAAGAGAAGUCGCUUGGAAUUGGAUUACAUGCAUUUUGCACAAGAGUAUUCGCUGGCAUUCCGGCACCCAUUUACUUUGGCGCUUUGAUAGACAGAACCUGUUUACAUUGGGGAACUCUGAAAUGUGGUGAGCCAGGGGCAUGCAGGAUGUACAAUAUAAAUAACUUCAGAAUGCACAUGGAUGGCAUUUACCUAGUGUUGCCUGCAGCUCUAAGAGGAUCAAGCUAUCUCCCUGCACUCUUCAUUCUGAUACUUAUGAGGAAAUUCCAGUUCCCGGGGGAAAUCGACUCUUCAGAAACUGAACUUGCAGAGAUGAAGAUCACAGUGAAGAAAAGUGAGUGCACAGAUGUGCAUGGAAGUCCUCAGGUCGAGAAUGACGGAGAACUGAAAACGAAGCUGUAAUGAGUUUUCUACUGCCCUGUGCAAGAUCAUGAACAGAAUGCACACUUCAUGUCCUUUGCGUCAUGAGAAGCACUAGAGCAACUCUUUGAUGCUCUCAGAUGCACUCUGACAUUCAGGUGCAUCAAGUUGUGUGUAGUUUCAUGCUGCUACUUGGGGGUAUUUUAGGAGUAUUUUCCUAAAAUAUAUCAGGGCUGGAUACGGUGUAAGAUAUUCUCCAAAGGCCACUGUCUCAUCCUCAGGAGGUCUCUAAUGUUCAGUGUUCAUUUUAUUCAUGUGUCCUCAGAGCACAUGGCUACUAACUUUCAAAAUCAACUUAGGUAAAACCUUUAAGGAGGGGACAGUUAAAUAUCUCAGUGGAGAGGUGUGCUUUCUACCAAGCCUGACAAGGUGGGUUUGAUCCCUGGGACCAACAUAGUAGGCCAGAACCAACUUUUUCCAGUUGAUCUUCUCCCUUUACUCCUGUACUGUGGUGAAUAUGUCCUACCACAAACAAACAAAUAAAAAAUUUAGAAAGUAUUAAAGGCUGAUCAGUUUGCUACAAACUUUGGAUUAAUAAAAUUCAAGGUUAAGCAUUAAAAACAAAA
Rattus rattus (black rat) is the source of this 1780-nucleotide messenger RNA. Its product is annotated as solute carrier organic anion transporter family member 1A5. Lineage: Eukaryota; Metazoa; Chordata; Mammalia; Rodentia; Muridae. The record is from RefSeq and is a predicted model, not a curated record. Gene Ontology annotation, biological process: sodium-independent organic anion transport; transmembrane transport; bile acid and bile salt transport. The coding region runs from base 9 to 1196 and encodes 395 amino acids. Gene Ontology annotation, molecular function: protein binding; bile acid transmembrane transporter activity. The transcript is spliced from 9 exons. Gene Ontology annotation, cellular component: membrane.